Messenger RNA from Aspergillus nidulans FGSC A4, 1123 nucleotides. RefSeq names its product cysteine synthase cysB. NCBI's taxonomy places the organism in Eukaryota, Fungi, Ascomycota, Eurotiomycetes, Eurotiales, Aspergillaceae. The record is from RefSeq and is a predicted model, not a curated record. The transcript has 2 exons. Bases 11 to 1123 code for a protein of 370 amino acids. Gene Ontology annotation, molecular function: cysteine synthase activity, acting on O-succinyl-L-serine; cysteine synthase activity. Gene Ontology annotation, biological process: L-cysteine biosynthetic process. Gene Ontology annotation, cellular component: mitochondrion.
UAUUGACAGGAUGUUUCGCCAAAGCGUCCGGCGAUUUGCCACAGCUGCCCUGCGCAGCGCUGCUGAGAGCCCAUACAAUGUCCGGGUUUCCCAGGCGCAAGGUUUCGUCAACGGACUGACCGAAGCAAUUGGCAACACGCCCCUUAUCCGCCUUAAGCGUCUCUCUGAAGAAACCGGUUCCAACAUCCUCGCCAAAGCUGAGUUUCAGAACCCCGGCGGCAGCGUCAAGGACAGAGCCGCAUUAUACGUUGUCAAAGAUGCCGAGGAACGGGGCCUUCUAAAGCCCGGCGGCACCGUCGUUGAAGGAACAGCGGGCAACACGGGUAUUGGACUCGCCCACGUCUGCCGGUCCAAGGGGUAUAAGCUUGUCAUCUACAUGCCGAACACGCAGUCUCAGGGCAAGAUUGAUCUUCUGCGAUUGCUGGGUGCGGAAGUGUACCCAGUCCCCGCAGUGGCGUUUGACAACCCUGAGAACUACAACCACAAGGCGCGGCGGCAUGCGGAGUCGCUAGACAAUGCGGUGUGGACAAAUCAGUUCGAUAACACGGCUAACCGCCGAGCUCAUAUUGAGACGACGGGCCCGGAGAUUUGGGCGCAGACGGGCGGAAAGCUGGAUGCAUUUACGUGCUCGACUGGGACAGGUGGUACGCUCGCGGGAAUCACAUAUUACCUGAAGCAGGCUAGCGGCGGCCGUGUCAAAUCUUUCCUUGCGGAUCCCCCUGGUAGUGUUCUUCACAGCUACAUUCAGAGCGGUGGGAAAUUGGUGGAGCGGUCUGGUAGCAGUAUCACUGAGGGGAUUGGCCAGGGUCGUAUUACGGAUAAUCUGCAGCCUGAUGUCGGCACUUUGGAUGGAUCGCUCAAUAUUAGCGACGAGAAAACCAUUGAGAUGAUCUACCGCUGCUUGGAUGAGGAAGGCCUCUACCUAGGCGCCAGCUCUGCCCUCAAUGUUGUUGCUGCUAAGGAAGUUGCCGAGAAGCUGGGCAAGGGCAGCACCGUCGUGACCAUCCUUGCUGAUGGUGCGUACCGGUAUGCGGACAGGCUCUUCUCCAAGUCAUGGCUUGAGAGCAAGGGUCUGCGGAACGCUAUCCCUAAGCAUCUAGAGAAGUACAUUGUUCUUCCUUGA